AAAUGAAAAUCUAAAAGUCUCGAAAUUUUCAUCUUUUCUCACUGGCCCUCUCUCUCUCUCUCUCUCUCUCUCUAGGGUUUAAGCGCUGCCGGAGUGGGUGUUUCAGUGAGCUCUUUCAAUGGCGAACCCUAAAUCCGUCGAUCCGUCCCUAUGGUGGGAUUCGUUUGGAUCUCUUCUGAGCGAGCUCGAGAAUGCAUCUCUCUCUGAUGAACUCCCACAGCCCAUCGCGGAGAAGUUGGAGGAAAACCGCGCGUGGUUUGUUAACACAGUGACGAUGUUCAAACCAGCGAGUGGGAAAUCAAAAGAUGCUUUGGAAUCGGAUGUAGUCAAGAUUAAGGAGCAGCAUCGCUUGGUGAUUAAGCCCGACCUCAAAGAAAAAGCCCUUCGAAUCAGCUCUUAUCUGAAUCUAGAUGAAAUCCAAUCGUACAUCCUUGUGGAAAGAUCCAUGGAGCAGGACUUUGGAACUAUUGACUCGCCACCUCAAGAUUUCGUUGACCUGAUAUUGCUUCAGUAUUACUUUGAGCGCCAGUGCCUACUCAAGUGUACAAAGCGUAUUCUCACCGAUGCUAUAUAUACAGCAAAAGAGGAAAGUACUAUUAGGAACGAAGCUGUAAAGCUUAUCUCGGAUGGCCUUGAAAGACAACAAUCAUCACUUCUCGAGAGCCUUUUCUCCUCUUCUUUUCCCCAGCAGAUGGAUGUCAAUCUAUUUAAUGUGUGGGCGGAGGCGACCCUAGUUGAGGACAGUUUGGUGUUGGAUAUUCUUUUCCUUCUUUAUCAUGAAUCCUUUCACACUUGUAAUGGAGACAGAUGGAGAACACUGUGUUCCUUAUACAAGGGAAUUCUUUUGGGCUCCUAUAGCUUUAGGAAGCUGGCUGUGUCAGCUGAAGCACAGCAUUCUGCAUGCCGUGUAAAAAUUCAGUUGUUGAUGAUCCUUAUCGACACGCUGGAUAUGGAGAAUUUGUUACAAAUGGUUCAUGACGGAGUCCCUUUCAGGUCUGGCGCUUGUGUUUUUUCCAUUAUUGAUGUCCAAGAGAUGGAUGCAACAAUCUCUAGCCUCAACACUCUCGAAGUAAAAGAAGCAGGACCCCUAGUCCUUGCAUGGGCAGUAUUUCUGUGUCUUAUUUCAUCACUUCCUGGGAAGGAGGAAAGUCCUUUCCUGAUGGAGAUAGAUCACGUGAGCUAUGUUCAUCAAGCUUUUGAGGCAUCAUCAUUGAGCUAUUUUCUUGAAGUUCUUCAAAGUAAUGUGUUAGAUGAUUUCGAUGGACCAAUUUCUGGUUUUCGUAGUGUCUUGAGGACUUUUGUUUCAGCAUUUAUUGCGUCUUAUGAGAUCAAUAUUCAGCUGGAAGAUGCCAAUCUGGAGUUGAUACUGGACAUCCUUUGCAAGGUUUAUCAAGGAGAGGAGUCCCUUUGUACUCAGUUUUGGGAUCGAAAAAGUUAUGUUGAUGGCCCUAUUCGGUAUCUUCUCUUUGAUUUGGAGAGGGAAUUUCCUUUCAGAAGUGUUGAAUUCAUUCGUCUCUUGGCGUCCUUGAGUGAAGGAAGUUGGCCCGCUGAAUGUGUAUACAACUUUCUGGAUAAAUCAGUCGGGAUAUCAACUUUAUUUGAUAUUACUAGUGACUCUCGAGUAGAUGAUGCUUCCCAGCUAGUUGAAACUUCCCGGCCGUUGCAAAUUCCAGGUCUUGAAGGUUUAGUUAUUCCGAGCAAUACUCGUGGGCGAAUUCUGAGAUUAAUCAAUGAAAACACUGGCCUUGUGCGGUGGGAGUAUUCACUCUCCGGCGCUACAGUAUUGAUCAUCCAUCUGGCCAAUGUACUCUACACUGGUAACAAUCGUGAAGCUUUUGUGAUUCUAGAGCUGCUUCGUCGAUUGGUAACAUUUAACAGGGCCGUAUGUUUCUCCUUACUGAAUAUCAGUCACUUUUUUCAUGAAAAUGGAUCGUACAUGGAUGAGAAGCUGGAAAGUGAUGUGAGAGUGGUUGAUAUAAUUUGCAAUUCAGUCAGAACCUUGACUUUUGACUCUAGCGGUGCAGCUCUGAUGGCAAUGGCUAUUGAUAUCUUAGCUAAGCUGUUGCGAUGUUCCCCAUCAAAUGUUGCUCCCAUGGUUCUAAAGGAAAAUAUAUUUGACAUGACUUCAGGGUCAGGCGUCCCAGAAUGUGGAUACAAUAUUUCUUUGAGUGGAUCCUGGUCGCUCUCCGGGAAACUGGCAAAA
Raphanus sativus (radish) is the source of this 2203-nucleotide messenger RNA. RefSeq lists its product as uncharacterized. The record is from RefSeq and is a predicted model, not a curated record. Gene Ontology annotation, molecular function: structural constituent of nuclear pore. Gene Ontology annotation, biological process: protein import into nucleus; RNA export from nucleus. The transcript is spliced from 18 exons. Lineage: Eukaryota; Viridiplantae; Streptophyta; Magnoliopsida; Brassicales; Brassicaceae. The annotation marks the transcript as partial. Gene Ontology annotation, cellular component: nuclear pore inner ring; nuclear pore.